Morone saxatilis (striped sea-bass) is the source of this 1123-nucleotide messenger RNA. It is a transcript of the gene st6galnac2, whose product is annotated as ST6 (alpha-N-acetyl-neuraminyl-2,3-beta-galactosyl-1,3)-N-acetylgalactosaminide alpha-2,6-sialyltransferase 2. Lineage: Eukaryota; Metazoa; Chordata; Actinopteri; Moronidae. The record is from RefSeq and is a predicted model, not a curated record. Gene Ontology annotation, molecular function: sialyltransferase activity.
AGGAAGUGUCUGAACAAUGAGAGCGUCCUCCGUGAAGCGAGUUUUCCUCCUGAUUGGAACUUUUUCUUUCCUCAUUUGUACAAUUUUAUACGUGAAAUACAACCAGAGCCCCGACAGUGAGCAGACAGCAGGUGGCGACAUCGAGUCUCCAGAGGACGACUGGACGAUAAUUACAGCAGCAGAAGAAGAAACUGACCAUUACUACGACUCUGUGAUGAAGCCGCUGAAGUUCUUCGCCAACCACGACAUGCAGAUGGAGAGACGCCUGUGGGAGGCGCUGCACCGCCGUCGGGUCCUCCGGCUGUACCAGAGGAAGGGCUGAGCGACGGGACGGACCAGAACUUUAUUCUCCACAAACAUUCAGUUUAAUUAUUUUUGACUGAAUAUUGGCACUACGUAGCUUCCAUACAGCUUUAUGAUUAAAUGGAAACUACAGUUUAAUAUCUGCAGUUACAGUUUUAUUGUCUCAUAUUUCUACCAAAUAAACUGAAAGUUUAAAGAUUUUGAUCCUGAUAAAGAACCAAAUAAACUGUAUAAAACUUUUCUGCACUGUAAAAAAGGAAAACUUAAAUCUUUGAGUUUUAAUUAGUUCAGUAAAAACAUUUUAGGUCGACUAAUUCUUUUAAUUAUUCAUGUACUGUAAAAACAAAAUACCAAGUUAAGCUACUUAACUACUGUUUUUAACUUACAAAUUUCAGUUUGUGUGACUUUAAAGUUUUAAUGUAAACUUUUCUAACUUCUCUCAUUACUGUUGAGAAAACUUAUAAUUUAUAAUUUAUAUUAUAAAAACUUAAAUCUGUAUUUCAAACUUUGAUCACAGUGAACCUGAAUUUUUAAUUAUUUUUUAUUGUUUUUCACUUUAAUGAGUUUUCUGAACAAUUUAAGUUUUUCUAAAGAAGAAACUUUAAAUUAUAGUUUUCUCAGCAGUUCAGAUUAUCUGAUAAAUACAUUGUAAAGUUUCAGUUUAUGUAUUUAUAUGUAAAUAUUAGAGUUUGUAUAAAGAGUUUUUCCUCUUUAAUGUCUUUAAUGUGAAAUCCAGCCGCAGUCGAAUGUUGAAGCAGAUUUUGUUUAAUAAUCUGUGAUUUUAUUUUUGUCUUUUGUUCUUUUUAUUGCACUGAUGUCA